Messenger RNA from Brenthis ino (lesser marbled fritillary), 3744 nucleotides. NCBI's taxonomy places the organism in Eukaryota, Metazoa, Arthropoda, Insecta, Lepidoptera, Nymphalidae. The record is from the annotation of a GenBank genome assembly.
AUGGGUUUAUUGCUACCGGUCGCCUGGUUCUUAAAUUCAAAUGUUUUUAAUUGCCCGUUUAUUAUGGACAUUCCGAGCCGCGCGACGCAGCGCUCGUUCCCGCCACGCUGGAGGCGCUACGCCGUCACUCGCGGCAGAUCGCCGCUCGCCGCGUCCGCCGCGUGCAGGUACGUCCGCCGCUCGCGCCGCCCGCCCACGGCGCCCGCGCCUCUCGCCCGCUCUAACUAUUCGAUCUUUUGUUGCAGUUCACGGAGCGGACGCGAGAUGGCGCUCGUGGCGAUGGUGCCGAGCGGCGGCUCCGAGAUGUCCGGCGGCAGCGGCGACCGCCGGCCCUCCACCUGCCGGGUGGAGAUGGGCGCGCUGCUCGCCUCCGAGCCCCGUCCGCCCGACAACAAAGUUAAGCGACACAGUAUACAUGGUAUGACAGAGGAGGAAAAUGUGGUCAGACCGCAUCAGGAGAUGGCUGUGCUGUCGCUCGAGGAGAAGAAAUACUUGCUGGGCGUGGAGCGCGGCGACGUGGCAGGCACGCGCCGCGUGCUGCAGCGCGCGCGCGACACCGGACACAUCAACGUGGAUUGCGUGGACCCGCUGGGUCGCAGCGCGCUGCUCAUGGCCAUCGACAACGAGAACCUGGAAAUGGUGGAGCUGCUUCUUGAGUUUGGUGUCGAGACGAGAGACGCGCUCCUACACGCGAUAUCUGAGGAGUUUGUGGAAGCUGUGGAAGCGCUGCUGGAUCACGAGGAGAGAACACGAAAGCCUGGCGAAUUGCACAGUUGGGAAGCACUUCCGCCAGAAACGGCAACGUUCACGUCUGACAUAACGCCGCUAAUCCUAGCGGCGCACCGCGACAGCUACGAGAUCAUCAAGCUGCUGCUGGAUCGCGGCGCGGGGCUGCCGGUGCCGCACGAUGUGCGCUGCGGCUGCGACGAGUGCGUGCGCUCCCGCCGCGAGGACUCCCUGCGGCACUCCCGCUCGCGGAUUAACGCCUACCGCGCCCUCGCUUCUCCUUCACUUAUCGCUCUAUCAUCUAAAGACCCCAUAUUAACGGCCUUCGAGUUAUCGUGGGAGCUCCGCCGCCUUUCAGCUUUGGAGCACGAAUUUAAGACUGAAUAUCAAGAACUCCGAGUGCAAUGUCAAGAGUUCGCCACGGCAUUGCUCGACCACACGCGCACCUCGCACGAACUGCAAGUGCUCCUCAACCACGAGACGGGCUCUCCUCAAGCGCCCUUGAGCGAGCCCGGGGCGCCGGAGAGAAUGAGAUUAUCUCGACUCAAGCUCGCGAUAAAACUACGCCAGAAAAAGUUCGUAGCGCACCCCAACGUGCAGCAGUUGCUGGCGUCCAUCUGGUACGAGAGCGUGCCGGGCUUCCGGCGCAAGAACAUGCUGCUGCAGGCGGCGGAGAUGGUGCGCAUCGGCGCCAUGUUCCCGCUGUACUCGCUGGCCUACAUCGCGGCGCCACACUCCGCCGCCGGCCGCACGCUGCGCAAACCCUUCAUCAAGUUCCUGUGCCACUCGGCCAGCUACUUCAUGUUCCUUUUUCUUUUGAUCUUGGCGUCGCAGCGCAUCGAGACAGCCGCCGGUGGCAUCUUCUGGGGCGCCUACACGACGCCGCUCUCGCGCCGCGGCUCUCCUCCCUCGCUGGUCGAGUGGCUAAUACUGGCUUGGGUUAGCGGUCUUAUUUGGAGUGAAGUGAAGCAGCUGUGGGACAUGGGGCUACGCGAGUACGUGCACGACAUGUGGAACGUUAUCGACUUUGUGACGAACUCGCUGUACGUGGCCACCGUUGCGCUGCGCAUCGUCUCUCACUUUCAGGUUCGUCGAGAAAUGGCGAUGGGACUUCAGUGGAACCAGCCACGCGAAAAAUGGGACGCGUGGGACCCCAUGCUGCUGUCGGAGGGACUAUUCUCCGCAGCCAAUAUUUUCAGCAGCCUCAAAUUGGUGUACAUCUUCAGCGUGAACCCGCACCUGGGGCCACUGCAGGUGUCUCUGAGCCGUAUGGUGCUAGAUAUCCUGAAGUUCUUCGUGCUGGAUAUUCUCGUCAUAUUCGCUUUUUCUUGUGGUCUGAACCAGCUGCUGUGGUACUACGCGGACAUGGAGAAAAAGAAAUGUCACUCCGCGUCGUCCUUCACCGGCGCCAACGGCACGCUGCCCGACCCCGACGCCUGCAUAGUGUGGCGGCGCUUUGCGAAUUUGUUCGAAACGAUGCAGACUUUAUUUUGGGCAGCGUUUGGGUUGGUGGACCUAGAUUCGUUCGAACUGGACGGAAUCAAGAUCUUCACGCGCUUCUGGGGCAUGCUGAUGUUCGGCACCUACGCCGUUAUAAACGUCAUCGUGCUGCUCAACCUUCUUAUCGCCAUGAUGAAUCAUUCCUAUCAGCUCAUUUCGGAGCGCGCCGAUGUGGAGUGGAAGUUCGCGCGCAGCAAGUUGUGGAUCAGCUACUUCGAGGAGGGCGGCACGGUGCCGCCGCCCUUCAACGUGGUGCCGUCGCCCAAGUCCACGCUGUACGCCUGGCGCUGGCUGCAGCGCCGCCUCUGCGGGCACGCGCGCGCCAAGCGCGAACACAUGCGCACCAUACGGAGAAAAGUAAAACAAGCUAAUGAGCGAGAUUUUCGUUAUCAAGCCAUAAUGCGCAACCUGGUGCGGCGCUACGUGACGGUGCAGCAGCGGCGCGCCGAGUGCGGCGGCGUCACCGAGGACGACGUCAACGAGAUCAAGCAGGACGUCAGUGCCUUCCGCUGCGAGCUCGUCGAGAUCCUGCGUAACUCCGGCAUGAACACCUCCACCGCCAACGCCGGCGCCCCCGGUGGAGGAGGCGGUAAGAAAAAUCGGCAAAAGGAGCGGCGCCUGAUGAAAGGGUUCAACAUUGCGCCGGGCGGGUCGCUGGCGCCCGUGGACGAGUUCUUCGCGUCGCUGCACCACGAGCACGGGCCGCACGGCGGGCACCAUUCGUCGCUGUCGGCGCUGCUGGGCGGGCGGCUGCGCACCAGCCAGUCCAGCCUGUCAGACGGCGGCGGCGGCGGCGCGCGCCGCAAGCCCAGCCACAAGCGCCGCUGGGGCACCAUCAUCGAGGCGGCGCGCGCGGCGCGCGUAUCGCGCCUCAUCGGCCGCUCGCGCUCCGAGGACUCUGUGUGCGACCACGCCGGCCCUUCGCCGAGCGGCAGCGAGCGGUCGGACUCGGGCAGCGACUCGCAGCGUAGCCCCGAGCGCGCGGCGGCCGGGGCGGGCAGCGCGGGCGGGGCGGGCGGAACGCGCGGCGGGCCGCUGCACCCGCUGACCGCGCUGGCGGCGCUCAAGCACAAGCGCAAGAAAUUCUCGGACUCGCGGCGCGCGGCGGAGGCGGAGGCGCUGCAGCGCGCCAGCUCGGUGCCGGCGCGCGCGCCGCCCGCCCCGCCGCCGCGCGCGCCGCCCGCUCCGCGCCCGCUCGCGCCGCCCUGCGUGCCGCCCUCCCCCACGGCCGAGAGCGUGCCCGGCAAGGGCAGUCGGGAGCCGCUGCUCGCCAGUCUUGACGACGAUGCGCACAAGGAGCUGUGCGGACAGUGCGGGUACGACGCCGCAGACACGAGCCCGACCGCUGCAGACUCAAGUAGCGUGGGGGGCAUGACAGAGGGCGGCGCGGGCGGCGGCGCGGAGGGCGGGGGCGAAGGCGCGGGCGCGGGGGGCUGCGCGCGCUGCGCCGCGCUGGCCCGCCUGGCCGGCGUCACGCCGCUGCACGGCCACGCGCCGCACCACUCCGCGGGCUGGCUA